AUGGCUCUCUCAGGCAGCCGCGUCAUUGCCAAACAAGCUGCCCUCCCCAACGUGGUGAUUGGCCUCGUCGCUGCUGGUGGUCUCUACUCGGCCUACUCCUAUUUCCAGGGCUCGACGACGCCUCGAACAGUGUUUGGCGGCGGAUUGACAGGAAAUCUCACACUGCAGCACACAGAGGAUGUCAACCAUAACACAAAACGACUGCGUUUUGCCUUUCCCAACGCCCAGGAUGAGACUGGCCUCACUGUUGUCUCGUCUGUCUUGACCUUUUCGUGGCCCAAGGGUAGUCUGACUCCUGCCAUACGGCCAUAUACGCCAGUGGGCGACCUUGCUAACAGUGCCCUAAAAGCACAACCGGGAUUCAUUGAUCUCAUGGUCAAAAAGUAUCCUAAUGGAAAAGCCAGCACACAUAUUCACUCCCUGCAGCCGGGUGAUUCACUCUUUUUCGCUUUCCCCAUCAAGGCAUACUCCUGGGUACCGAAUCGCUAUGACCACGUUACUCUGAUUGCAGGUGGUGCUGGCAUCACGCCAAUCUAUCAAUUGAUCCGCGGUGUUCUCGACAACCCUAAGGACCGUACCAAAAUGACGCUUGUGUUUGGAGUCAACACCGAACGGGAUCUCCUAAUGCGCGAGGAGUUUGAGAACUAUGAGAAAAAGUUCCCUGGUCGGUUUAAGAUCGUGUACACAGUCUCCCAGCUCAACGAGAAUUCAGGUUUCCGCAAGGGACAUGUCACCAAAGAGCUUUUGAAGGAGGUUCUGCCAGCUUACUCUUCAUUGACAGACACGAAAGUGUUUGUGUGCGGGCCUCCUGCCAUGGAGGGUGCAUUGACUGGUGGGUUCGGCACGUCAGGUAUUCUGGCCGAGUUGGGGUAUAAGAAGAACCAGAUCUUCAAAUUCUGA
Messenger RNA from Talaromyces atroroseus, 900 nucleotides. RefSeq lists its product as hypothetical. Gene Ontology annotation, biological process: ergosterol biosynthetic process. Gene Ontology annotation, molecular function: cytochrome-b5 reductase activity, acting on NAD(P)H. The transcript is spliced from 3 exons. The record is from RefSeq and is a predicted model, not a curated record. NCBI's taxonomy places the organism in Eukaryota, Fungi, Ascomycota, Eurotiomycetes, Eurotiales, Trichocomaceae. The coding region runs from base 1 to 900 and encodes 299 amino acids.